This is a messenger RNA of Schistosoma bovis, 1089 nucleotides long. The record is from the annotation of a GenBank genome assembly. NCBI's taxonomy places the organism in Eukaryota, Metazoa, Platyhelminthes, Trematoda, Strigeidida, Schistosomatidae.
AUGGGUCAGUCUUUAUGUGCUCCUGUUCUAUCCAAGGAAACGAAGAGCUGGCAGAAUGAAAAUUAUAGUGUUGCAGUAUCCAGCAUGCAAGGAUGGCGUGUACAUAUGGAAGACGCUCAUAUGUGUUUACUAGAGCUUCCUGGUGAUCCAAAGGCUGCCUAUUUCUCAGUUUUUGAUGGACAUGGAGGUACAAGAGUGGCAAAUCAUGCAAGUCGUCAUCUUCACGAGAAAAUUCUUGAACAAAUUGAAUAUAGUCGGAACGACAUAAAAGAGGCUAUUCGUCAUGCCUUUCUUUCUAUGGAUGCUGAGAUGCAAUCUGAAAUGACCACAUAUUCUGUUAAAUCAUCGGCACCGAAAUUAGACAGCUCAGUUAAUUUAACAGCUCCUGGUUCAGUUGUAGCAGUGAAAGAUAGUACUGUUGAAACCCACAAUGAAAGUACAACAAGCUUCUCUUUGAAAAUUCCAAAUCCAGGUGAUGAAUUGGCUGGAUCCACUGGAAUAAUAGUCCUACUGAAAGAUCAAAUGCUUUACUGUGGAAAUGCUGGAGACAGCCGUGCAGUAUGUAGCAGACGUGGAGUCGCAGAACCUUUGUCUACAGAUCACAAACCAACUCUACGUGCUGAGAAAGAACGUAUUUCUGCUGCUGGUGGUUGGGUCGAUGCAAAACGUGUGAAUGGGAACCUUGCACUAUCACGAGCUUUCGGGGAUUUUGUCUUCAAGCGUAAUCCACACCAGUCUGCCGAAAACCAAAUCGUAACUGCAAAUCCGGACGUUUUUGUUCGACGACUUUCAGUCGAAGAUGAUGAAUUUAUUGUACUGUGUUGCGAUGGUAUAUGGGAUGUAAUGACAAAUCAGGAAGUUGUAAGCUUUAUUCGUCUGCGACUCAGUUAUGGUAUGCUUCCAUCUAAAGUAUGUGAAGAACUUAUGAUGCGAUGUCUAGCACCUGACUGUCAUACAAAUGGUUUGGGCUGCGAUAACAUGACUGUCGUUUUGGUCUGUCUCUUACAAGGACGCCCGUUCUCGGAUUUGCAACGCAAGUGUUCUCGAUCGUGUCCAGCCGGUCCAGCAGCCGAUAUUUUAGGUCCAUGA